UCGGUUGUGCGCUGUGUGGAAUUAUUUUUCUUUUUUUUUUCUUUUCACAAUUUCUUCCGACACCUAAGACAUCGUUCGACGCCAUCGCCUUCACCCACAUACCACCAAUUUUGAUAUACAAUCAAGGAAAAAUUACUAUAUAUCAGGAAAGGCCGAUCUACAAGUAAAAGAAAAAGGACAAUAGAAAAAGAAAGCUGAAAAUAAAAGAAAAGGUUUCGAAGAGCAAAUUCAAUGGGCUGCACGGUUUUCGAAAAGACCAUCUUGACGAUGAGGUUGAUCGUCGCUCUCGUCUUUCUGUCAGGAGUAAACAGCGCAGAGGAAUCAGGAGGUCGUCAAGCUAAGUCUCUCUCCUACUUCACCGACUCUUACCUGGACGGACCUCCAGUCGUGUUGGACGGCGUCGCCGACGAGUACAGCGACUACUCGGACCAGCUGGCCUCAUACGCCGAUGGGAACGAACUCUCGAGCAGAGCUCGACCCGGCAGACCCAAGCCCGAUUCUCCCGUCUAUUACAUCCGCCUUCCACCCAGUCCGUACAUGCUCGUUCCAGGUCUGGGGUACGUGAGCCGUCCUCCGACCCUCAGGCCUCCGCCGGUCGUCCAGCCGAGACCGCCUUCCCAGUUCAUCAACCUGCCGCUGGAAUUCAUCUCCAACGGAAAACCGACCGGGGUGUACACCUUUCCUCAGGACUCUCCCGUCGUCAACCUCAACAAAGGGCCUUACCUCUACAACGGAAGGCCUUCGGACAUCUUCCUCCUGAGGAACACCUACAACGCCCUUUACGAAGACGCCUUGCAAAACUUUUAUCCCUGAAACGAAGAGAUGUAGAGAAGAAAUCGCAAUCAAACCCCAUUUGUAGAAAUAUUCUACACCCUCUUUUAAAAUUUUUGAUAUAAUUAAAAAAACGCGUGUAUAAUGUCAAAAAUGAAAUAAUAAUCGUAUUUCUAAAACUGUAUAAAUGAAAAAAAUGAGUCAGGAAAAUAUUACUUAUUCUAAAUCACACGCCAAAGCACUUUCUGCAUCGUUCCUGCCUAUUGAGAAAAACUCAACAACUAAAACAACCAUGUACAUCAAAAAUAAAAUAAUUUUAUCAUAAACUAAAUGAGAAACGCCUACUUUAAGCGGCAUAUUGAACAAAUUUUAUUCAAAAUUAACAUGCACUAGUCACUUUUUCAAUUAGAACUACGGCCACACAUCAAAGUGGAGGAAGUUCCUUCAAAAUGUCAAUUGCACUACACUCAAAUUUUAUUAACUUCCUAUAGAAAAAAGCCCAGAAGUUUGCUUCAUUUCAGAAAAAUACAAAUGAUCGAAAAAUAUAAUUUAUUAUUGACUUUGAAAAAAUUUGGUAAU
Messenger RNA from Cimex lectularius (bed bug), 1350 nucleotides. RefSeq lists its product as uncharacterized. The coding region runs from base 232 to 813 and encodes 193 amino acids. The transcript is spliced from 5 exons. NCBI's taxonomy places the organism in Eukaryota, Metazoa, Arthropoda, Insecta, Hemiptera, Cimicidae. The record is from RefSeq and is a predicted model, not a curated record.